AAAUUCAGAAAAUCAAAAGGGGCAAAUACCUUUCAAAUAAAUAUAAUUGAAUACGUUUUAUACGUUCAGUGUGUUUUUAAUCCAAGCAAAAAAAAUAUAAAAUUCAAGUAAAAACAGACAAUAUUUAUAAUUCUGGGUUGAGAAGUGAACAAAAGAGAGUUAUAAUAUUACCACGGUUUGCAGUUUAUUAAUUGUUGAUAGAGGCGACAGACCGAAAUGGGUAAGGAUUUUUACAAAAUUCUUGGCAUAAACAAAAAUGCCUCAGACGAUGAGAUUAAGAAGGCCUACCGCAAGUUGGCGCUAAAGUAUCAUCCGGACAAAAACAAGAGCCCUCAGGCUGAGGAGCGUUUUAAGGAAAUCGCAGAGGCGUAUGAAGUGCUGUCGGACAAGAAAAAACGCGACAUCUACGAUCAACAUGGCGAGGAAGGAUUAAAGGGUGGAGCGCCUGGUGGACCAGAUGGUGGUGUACCUAAUGGAUACUCCUACCAAUUCCAUGGGGAUCCACGUGCCACAUUCGCACAGUUCUUUGGCUCCGCCGAUCCAUUUGGCAUAUUCUUUGGUGGCGGCGACAAUGUGUUCGGUGGUGGUGGCGGCGGUGGUCAAGAGCAAGUGUUUAUGAACAUAGGUGGCGAAGAUAUGUUUGGAGGCGCUGGUUUUGCAAAUCCAAUGGGUGGCGCUUUCCGUUCGCAGUCGUUCAAUGCGCAGCAACCAAGCCGUAAGCGUCAGCAGCAGGAUCCGCCCAUUGAGCAUGAUCUUUAUGUGUCACUGGAGGAAGUCGAUAGAGGCUGUACGAAGAAGAUGAAAAUCUCGCGCAUGUCUAUGGCCACUGGCACGCCACGGAAGGAAGAAAAAGUACUUAGCAUCACAGUAAAGCCAGGCUGGAAGGCAGGCACAAAGAUUACGUUUCCCAAGGAGGGUGACCAAGCACCAAACAAGGUGCCAGCAGACAUAAUUUUUAUUAUACGCGACAAGCCGCACCCGCAGUUCAAACGUGAGGGAAGCGAUUUACGCUACAGUGCCCAGGUUAGCCUGAAACAGGCCCUCUGUGGAACAACCGUUUCAGUUCCAACGCUGCAUGGUGAGCGUAUUUCUGUGAAUACACAGGGCGAAGUUAUCAAACCUACAACAGUAAAGCGUCUAAAUGGGCGAGGAUUACCCUUCCCGAAAGAGCCGUCACGUCGCGGUGAUCUGAUAGUUGCAUUCGACAUAAAGUUCCCUGACACGGUGCCACCCAGCUUGCGAAAUCAAUUGACGGAGUUGCUUCCAAACUAAAUAAGAUGGGGGCAAUCGGGAAUCUUAGGAUCACAGUUAGUUAAGCUAUAUCCCUUUAAAAAGAAAACUAUUUUAUUUGGCAAUAAUUUAAGAAAAUGUUAAUUUAGUUAUAUUAUACGUAUAGAACACUAAGCUUA
This is a messenger RNA of Scaptodrosophila lebanonensis, 1409 nucleotides long. RefSeq names its product dnaJ protein homolog 1 (gene DnaJ-1). The transcript is spliced from 2 exons. Gene Ontology annotation, biological process: negative regulation of transcription by RNA polymerase II. NCBI's taxonomy places the organism in Eukaryota, Metazoa, Arthropoda, Insecta, Diptera, Drosophilidae. The coding region runs from base 217 to 1272 and encodes 351 amino acids. Gene Ontology annotation, molecular function: protein-folding chaperone binding. Gene Ontology annotation, cellular component: cytosol. The record is from RefSeq and is a predicted model, not a curated record.